UUGCCUCGGUCUGAGCUGCACCAUCACCGAGCAGCAAACAACAUCCAGGGAAAAACCAGGAGAUAAACUAAAAGAGAGAGAGAGAGCACCUCGGUCUGUUCCGGCUCCAGCUGCUGAAGCUUCCUCCACCUGCAAACAAGACACCAGAAACUGUGACACAAUGAAAGUGGCUGUUGUUUUCAUUCUGCUCUUCGCCACAGUUCUCUGCCGACCGGCGAGAAAAGUUUCUGACAGCAGUUCAGAGAGCUCUGAAGAAGUGGUGAGACGACCAGCACCUCAAGCCAUCAGGAAACAGGCGGCGGUGGUUCCCCAGACCCGUGCAGCAGCUGUGCAGAACGUCGUAGCAGCAGCUGCCACCGGCUCAGACGAGAGCAAAGAGAGUUCAGACGAGGAGCAGACGGCAGCAGAGGCUCCAGCUCAAGAAGUCAGGUCUGACAGCGCAGACACAGCCUCGGCCACAGCCUCCACCUCAGACACAGCCAGCGUCAGCAGCGACGACAGCGACGACGACGACGACGAUGAAACAGAGGAGAGCGAAACCGAGGAGGAGGAGGAUGAAUCCAGCGACAGCUCAGAGUUGGGCGAGUCCUCUACCCUGGCUCCCACGACCGUCAGCCCCGUCAUCGUCACGGAAGAGCCCGUGAUCGAAACCACCAUCGCCCCCAUCGAGCCGACCAUCGUCACCGACACGGAGACAGCCCGUGGUGACAACAUGGGAGGCUACCCCAGUGACUACAAAUCCAUCGUCUACGUGGAGGACAAAUCCUACCACAAGGUGCCAGGUCCCUACAAGUCCUACGAGUUUGUCGGCACAGGAAAGAAGAUGGCCUACGACAUGACCGAUGGCAACGAGGUGGAGAAGUCACUGAAGGUGUAUAAGGUACAGGCUCUUCAGGUCCACUCUGACAUCCUGGAGGAGGACACCAGCACCCCUGAUGUGGAGACCCAGGGUCUGGACGCCUCCUCAGGAACCUCUCAGGACCUCAGCCCACGCCAGGCCUCCCUUCCGGAGGAGGAGGAGAGCACUAGCACCAGCGAAGCAAGCGCCAGCGACGCCACCACCAGCGAGAGCGAAAGCUCCAGUGCCACACAGGAAGAGGAGGAGGAGGAGGAGGAGAACACCAGCAGCACGAGCGACAGCACCAGCGCCAGCCAGGAGUCCGAGGAUGAGGAGAGUCAGAGCAGCGAGGAGGCCACGGCCACGCCCGGAGCCGCCGACAGUGACUCAGAGGAGAGCGACAGCGCUGAGAGCGAUUCAGACGAGGAGGCGGCUGCACCCGACGCCACCACUGACAUGCCAAUGGUCAUUACUGCCAAAUAAGCCCCGCCCAUCCAGGAAAUGGAGUGGACGGUGGCGUCGCAUUCACAUAAAGAGCGCAUGCUGCAUCCAGGUGCAAAACCCCCCUCCCCUCUGAGCCACUUUCCACUGCAGGGCCAAACAGGGACAGCUAAGACUCAAUAAUUAUUGAUUUCAAUGUGUUCAGGAAUUAUUUGCGAGGCAGAAAUCUCUUUUUCUGAUCAGUCCUAUUUAAAUAAACCAGUAACUCUUCACACCCUGUGGUCUCGUUGUCUUGGUAAACCCCAUGUUUGACCCUGUAGGGGAAAAGUGGUUGAUGUAUCAUUAAAGGAUGUUGAAACUGACGACUGCUACCUGCAACAGGAGGUUGACUGACCUCAUGACCUUUGUCCCAUUGCCCUCCUCCCCUCUGUUACUGAAGGGCAAAAGGUCAAAACUGGAGAUCAAACUUGAGUCCUGAUAUUUACACCAGCACAACACUGCAUUUAAUCUUGAAUUAGUAACUGCAAUAUGCAAACCUACGUUGUUGUUUUUUUUUUUGCUUAUGAAAUAAGAGAGAAAGCACACAGUUUAUUUAAAUAUUUGUAAUCAUCUCAAGCAUGAUAAAAUUUUAAAUUGUCAUUAAGUCAUACAUGUGCUGCCUGUGUGGCUUAGCUUUGUUGCUCGCUAGUAUCAAAUCUGCUGGUGUAGAUAAAAGGACAUAAACUCACCAUCCAGUUACAGGGUUCAAUCAGGUAUAGGUGCAGUACACAUAUACAUACAACACAUUCCAGUUCAUUUGCACAGUUCCUACCUACACUACAUGUUGUUUGUCUCAUGUUGUUUACUGUAAUGUAUCAUAUUGUACCAUUUCUAAAAUAUUAAUAAAGUUCUUUUUCAUAAAAAGA
Messenger RNA from Lates calcarifer (barramundi perch), 2184 nucleotides. RefSeq names its product secreted phosphoprotein 1 (gene spp1). Gene Ontology annotation, biological process: ossification; cell adhesion. The record is from RefSeq and is a predicted model, not a curated record. The transcript is spliced from 8 exons. Bases 161 to 1321 code for a protein of 386 amino acids. NCBI's taxonomy places the organism in Eukaryota, Metazoa, Chordata, Actinopteri, Centropomidae.